CUCAAUUUUGAUCCCAAAAACAAAUUCCAAUUCAAGUUCCAUUUCAUUUCUGCAUUUCUCUCAACUUCCAAUUCAAACCCCCAAAUCUUCAUCAUUUUUCUUCAGAAAUUGAGACUCUUCUAGAGCAAUCAAUCUGGGGCUGGAAUAGGACGUGUUUCGCAGUAGGAAUCAUGAAUAUCUUCAGAUUGGCGGGGGACAUGACACAUUUGAUUAGUGUCUUAGUUCUCCUCCUCAAAAUCUACGCGACCAAAUCAUGCUCAGGAAUAUCAUUGAAGACACAGGAGUUAUAUGCUAUCGUGUUCUUGGCUCGGUAUCUGGAUUUGUUCAGUGACUUCAUAUCUCUUUACAACACUGUGAUGAAACUGGUUUUUAUUGGAAGCUCUUUGGCAAUUGUCUGGUGUAUGAGGUACCACCGGGUUGUCAGGCGCUCAUAUGACCGUGAGCUAGAUACUUUUCGUUACUGGAUUCUUGUUGGAGCGUGUUUCGCUUUGGCGCUUGUUCUUCAUGAGAAGUUUACCUUUCAGGAGCUGUUUUGGGCUUUCUCAAUAUACCUGGAGGCAGUUGCCAUUCUUCCCCAGUUGGUACUCUUGCAAAGAAGUGGAAACGUUGAUAAUCUGACUGGCCAAUAUGUGUUCUUCCUUGGGGCCUAUCGUGCAUUUUACAUCUUAAACUGGAUUUACCGCUAUUUGACAGAGCCGCGUUUCACUAGAUGGAUAUCUUGCGUCUCUGGUCUUGUCCAGACGGCCCUUUAUGCAGAUUUCUUUUAUUAUUACUUCAUCAGUUGGAAAAAUAAUGCCAAGCUUCAACUGCCAGCAUGAGGCAAAGACAAGAUAUGAUGAACAGUUUUAACAGCUAACUGGGACCUGGUUUCAUGCUGUGGCUUGCGGACAUAACUUUUGGCAUACUACUUUUCCUUGGACGUGAUGAUCAUACAAAGUUGGCCAUGGGUUUAAGUAUUUUACUGAGCUCCUACAUUGUUAGAUUCAGAUACAGUACCCUUGUUGAUAUGAUGGGAAUAUGUUGAUUAGAAAAUGUUGUCUGUAUUCCUGUCAAAUGUGAUUCAAACUUUCAAAGAUAUGAAGGUAUGACUAUUCAAUUAUUUGUGCUUCGUACAUGUAUGUUUGCAUAUCUUCUUCCU
This is a messenger RNA of Nicotiana tabacum (common tobacco), 1138 nucleotides long. RefSeq names its product ER lumen protein-retaining receptor A. Gene Ontology annotation, biological process: protein retention in ER lumen. Gene Ontology annotation, molecular function: ER lumen protein retrieval receptor activity. Gene Ontology annotation, cellular component: membrane. NCBI's taxonomy places the organism in Eukaryota, Viridiplantae, Streptophyta, Magnoliopsida, Solanales, Solanaceae. The record is from RefSeq and is a predicted model, not a curated record.